Molecule: messenger RNA, 2171 nt
Organism: Labrus bergylta (ballan wrasse)
Lineage: Eukaryota; Metazoa; Chordata; Actinopteri; Labriformes; Labridae
Source: RefSeq, a predicted model, not a curated record
GGAAGCUCAGAUGUUAACAUCUGGACGAGACACUGUCGUUUAGAACCUUGCCUGUUUGUCUGCGUCCUACAGCCGCGCCCCUUUGUGUUACCUGAGCCCGACUGCUCCAAGAAGUGUUGACUUGAUCCUGUUCUGACUUGUUGGAAGGAGAAAUAACAACCCACGAGUUGUUGGAGUUAAAUCAGAGAGUAAAAGUGUUUUUUCUGUUCCUGCAUCCGAGACGACAAAGUGAAAGUGAAAGUACACUGAAGGUACGACGGCGGCUGCGGAGCAUACCUGUGAUUAUUCUGCUGCUCUGCAAUGGGUUGCUUUUAUUUCCUGGCCUCGUUCUUAUUUACCUCCUGCCUCGUUCUAGGUGCUGAACCGCCUACAAAAUAUGUCCUCAAGGGGACGGGGAGAGCUUGAAGCCGACCUUUUCUGGACAACCAAAUUCAAUUCUGUGGAGACAUAACGGAAACAAAGUGGUGGAGUUUGACAGCAGAGAGGAACAGGUGUACGGAGCGUACAAAAACAGGAUCACUCUCGACUGGGCCACAGCAGAGCUCGAAAUCACCGGCCUGAAGUUUGAAGACAGAGGACUCUAUGAAGUGGAAGUCGACAUCGACAACAUUUUCUAUCUGUCAGAAUUCAAACUGGAGGUCAUAGUUCUAGGUGCUGAACCGCCUACAAAAUAUGUCCUCAAGGGGACGGGGAGAGCUUGAAGCCGACCUUUUCUGGACAACCAAAUUCAAUUCUGUGGAGACAUAACGGAAACAAAGUGGUGGAGUUUGACAGCAGAGAGCAGGAGGUGUACGGAGCGUACAAAAACAGGAUUACUCUCGACUGGGCCACAGCAGAGCUCGAAAUCACCAGCCUCAAGUUUGAAGACAGAGGACUCUAUGAAGUGGAAGUCGACAUCGACAACAUGUUACGUCUGUCACAAUUCAAACUGGAGGUCAUAGACAAGGUUGCCAUGCCGACCAUAUCUUGUGAGAUAAACAAAGACGGUGGCUCCGAUGUUUCUGAGGUCCGGGCGACGCUGCUGUGCUCUGCAGACCCCACCCCACCUGAGUCCAUGAUGAAGUUUAAGUGGAGAGCACGGGGAAAAUCACAACCGGGACACAAGUUUAAUAUUUCUCUGGGAGACGAACGAGAUAACAAAGAAUACAGCUGUUCAGUCAGCAACCCUGUGAGCAGUGAGACGGCGACAUUCACAGCAAAGGAUUGUUAUCACGAUAAUUCAUCUGUAGCUGUGGCUGUCAGUCUGGCUGUCGUUGGUUUAAUCGUACUCGUGUUGAUCAUCUUCUUCUGCAAAAAGAGACAAAAAGCAUGUUUUUCUAAAGGACAACAGGAUGAUGAGGAGAAACAGACUGAAGGCUCAGAUAAGAAGAAGGCUCAGGGAGGUGAAACCAGUCCUCUUCUUGAUCAGCGACUCAAUAAUACUAUGAGCCCCAAUCACCCUGAUAGCAUGGUCAAAGAAGACACUGAAUUACUCUUGGAAAAAGGGAAUAUCAUGAAGAUGAUACGUGAAAUAGACAGACGGGCUGGUCAAGAACCUGUUGUAGAUAAGAAGCCACCAGAAGGUUUCGUCAAAGAGAAGAAAGAACAGUUUGAAGAAAAGGCUAAAAAACCUCAACAGCCUCAAAACAAAACAGAGCCAGAGAAGAAUCUAGGUAUGAGUGAGGAAGCAUCGACUGUCCCACUCAAAGAUCAAACCUCUCCUACUCUUGCCAACUCAAGUCCCCCAAAGACUGAGGAGGUCCAGAUGAGGACCCUAAGGACCCUGCUGGGGGUCAAAAGAACGGGUCUGACUCAGAGGAGGUCUAUGAAGACACUCAAGAUGAAUCUGACUCACAAACUGAUCCAUCAGGUACGCAACAGAACAGAAAUUAAUCAGACAAAGUCCUCUGUGAACAAGUCGUCCAGUGUUCCUCAUGAGGAAGGUUCAAAUACGACAUCACAAGAGCAAGAAUCUGCCACGCCAAAGGAAGAAGAAUCCACAGAAGAAGCUAAACCGGUCAAACUGGUUCCUCCAGCUGAAGAAACAUCCAAUUUAAUGAGUAAUGGAGAAGAAAUAGAUGAGAAACAGCAUUUAGCCAACUCAACAGAAGUGAACACCAGCAACACUGUCACAUUAAAAAAGGCUUCAGACACUCCACAUGCAGAUGAGGGGCAGAGCAGGCAGGACUCAG